AUGAAGCUCGUACGAGUUCUGCCCUUUGCGGCAACGGUUCUGGCCGCCUGCAACGGUCACGAUGAGCUUUGCAGCAAGAAGUACUCCGAGGUGACGUUCGUGGGUAGUCACGACAGCGCCUUCGUCGGAGAGACGCCUACGCAUAAUCAGUAUGUCUCGGUGACGGAUCAGCUGAAUCUCGGUGUUCGGUUCUUGCAGGCGCAGACGCACAACAAAUUUGGCACCAUUGAGAUGUGCCAUACAUAUUGCUGGGAGCUGGACGCGGGGACCCUCAAGAAGUAUCUGCAGGAAAUUGCGGACUGGAUGAACGGGAACCCGAAUGAGGUUGUGACGCUGCUUCUGACCAACGGAGAUGCUAUUCCUGUUCAGCAAUUUGACGCCGUCUUUCAGAGCACCGGGCUUGCGCAAUAUGCCUUCCAUCCAAAGGGUGUGCUGUCCAAGGAUCAGUGGCCGACACUGCAGCAACUUAUUGAUGCAAAGACGAGACUAAUUGUCUUUAUGGAUUAUCACAUGGAUCCGUCCAAGGUCGACUACAUCAUUAGUGAGUUCGACUACUUCUGGGAAACUCCGUACGGCAUCACGGACAAGAACUUUCCCACGUGUGCUGUUGACCGGCCCAGCGGGGGAGAUCCCAAGAAGCUUAUGGGUAUUAUGAAUCACAUGCUCAACUUUAAGAUUGGCGACAUUGUGUUUCCGGACCAAGUGGACACCAAGACGACCAACUCUGUGGAUUCCAUCACGAAGCAGGUCGACUUGUGUGAAAGUCAGGGUAAACCGCAGCCGAAUGUGAUUUUGCUUGAUUAUAUCGAUAUUGGCGAAGCGCAGCAGGCACAGUUGAAGUUUAACGGCUUGGCGUGA
This is a messenger RNA of Pochonia chlamydosporia 170, 858 nucleotides long. RefSeq names its product PLC-like phosphodiesterase, TIM beta/alpha-barrel domain-containing protein. The transcript has 3 exons. Lineage: Eukaryota; Fungi; Ascomycota; Sordariomycetes; Hypocreales; Clavicipitaceae. The record is from RefSeq and is a predicted model, not a curated record. Bases 1 to 858 code for a protein of 285 amino acids. Gene Ontology annotation, molecular function: phosphoric diester hydrolase activity. Gene Ontology annotation, biological process: lipid metabolic process.